Closterium sp. Naga37s-1 is the source of this 1083-nucleotide messenger RNA. Lineage: Eukaryota; Viridiplantae; Streptophyta; Zygnematophyceae; Desmidiales; Closteriaceae. The record is from the annotation of a GenBank genome assembly.
AUGUAUCUUAGGUGCCAUAGGCCCCUCACCUCACUCUCCAGUCCCUGCUUCCCUCACUACUGUACCCCUCCCCCACUCACUCCCCCCAGCCUGCUUCCCUUCCCCCUGCUGCAGCCUCUGCGCCAGGCCCCUGCUCGCCUCGCCCUACGCACCCCUGCUGCCUUCCCCUGCUGCCUCCGCUUCACUCCCGCUUACUGCUCGCCACUCUGCCUCACCUCCCCCUGCUGUCUUCUACUGCUGCUGGCUGCCUCGCCCUCUCCCCCCCCCCACACACUCACUGCCUGCCAACAUGCCUCCCUUCCCCCUCUGCCGCCUCUGCGUCAGCCCCCUCACCUCCUCGCCUCGCCAUACAAGCCUCUGCUGCCCUCCCCUGCCGCUGCUGCUGCCUCCACAUUACUCCCCCUCACUGCCCGUCAGCCUGCCUUGCAUCUCCCCGCUGUCGCCUCUGCGCCAGCCCCCUCACCUCCUCUGCAGUGGGCGGGCGAGGGCCUUCAGGGGGCUGAGAAGGCGGAAGCGGGGAAAGCCGAAGCGGGGAAGGCGGAAGCGGGGAAGACGGAAGCGGGGAAGGGCGACGGGGUGAAGGCGGAAGCGGGGAAGGGCGAAGGAGCGAGGGCGGAAGCGGGGAAGGGCGACGGGGUGAGUGCAGAGGAGGGGAAGGGCGAAGGGGUGAAGGCGGAAGCGGAGAAGAUGCGGAGGUCGAGGAGGACUCAAGUGGCGGAGAAGGAGAAACAGCACCCCAGGCGGUGCCGCAGCAACCCGCCGGUGGUGACGGCGGUGAAGGCGGUGACGCCAGUAGGGGAGGCGCCGCCGACAGGCGAGGUGCCGCCAGACGAGGCGCCGACGCGCUACUGCGACGGUAGGAAGAGGCGGCGACUGAGUCGGCGCGUGAGGCGGCAAAGGGGGAGAACGAAGAGGGCAAAGGGGAUGCGGAGAAAGAAUGUCACCUCUUUCUGCCGGGAUUUGCCUUCUUUGCCGCAAUUUCUGCUGCCACGUGAUACGUCGGUGCGUGGCAGCGUCCUACGUCUUUUCUUACGAAGCUUCGACUCUCCACUAAUUCGCAAUGUCUACGGUAUCCGUUAUUGA